This is a messenger RNA of Pollicipes pollicipes, 2127 nucleotides long. Its product is annotated as laminin subunit alpha-1. NCBI's taxonomy places the organism in Eukaryota, Metazoa, Arthropoda, Thecostraca, Pollicipedomorpha, Pollicipedidae. The record is from RefSeq and is a predicted model, not a curated record.
GGCAAGACUCGCAGACGCAGCUCAUAUCUGUCGCUGGGUCUGCGGGACGGGGCGGUGCAGCUGACUGUGCGACGAGGCCGGCGCACCGCCCGUCUCACCGCUGGAUCCGGCCUGAACGACGGCAACUGGCAGAUGGCGACGCUGGUGCGGACCAGACGCAAGUACACGCUGCUGGUGGGCGGCGCGCCGCCGGCCAGCAGGCGCGGGCCGCGCUCGUUCCGUGCCGGCCGCGCCCUCUACGUGGGAGGCGUGCCGCGGGCCGGCAUCGAGCAGCGAGGCCGCGACGCCAACUCGCUCGUGCCCGGCCGCAAGAAGCUGGAGAUGCUGCAAACGGAGGGCUUCAAGGGCUGCAUGAAGCAGCUGAGCAUCAGCGGUCGGGACAUUGACCUGCCCUCCGGCCGCAACAUCAUCCAUCGGGUGGGCCAGUGCAUGGCCAGGGUCGAGAUGGGCACAUUCUUCGCCGGCGACGCUUUCGCCACAUACGCUGACGGCGUGGUGCUGGGCGACAAAUUCGACCUGCGGCUGGACUUCAGGACGGCCAAGCUGAACGGCGUGCUGGCCAGCCUGGCUGGAGCGCCGGGUGCUGCCGCCCUCUCGCUAGAGAUCGCUGACGGCGAGGUGGUAUUCUCCGUGGAUGACGGGAGUGGGGAGGCCCUGAGAGCCCGCCAGAAGUUCUCCACUAAGUACAUCUUGUGUGACAACCAGUGGCACUCAGCCAGGGCCACGUACACCGGGAACAAGGUCACGCUCCGGCUGGACCAGCUGCCGCAGCGGACUGUCUCCGCUCGUGGCGGCGCCGCACCGCCCUGGGCCGGCCUCUCAGGCGCCCUCUACGUCGGCGGACUGCCAGACGCGGCGCCGAACCCUACCCUGCUGCAGACGGACAACUUCAAGGGCUGCAUCCGCGACGUGGAGCUGAACGGCGUGCGCCGCCGCUGGAGCGACAUGGCGCAGUUGACCAACGUGCUGCUCAACUCGUGCCCCGUGCAGCGAUAGACUGGCCUCGGAGGUCACCCGGCCCGACCCGGCGGCGAGAGAGGCGACACGGGGCCGCUGCUGUUCGAGGGAGGACGGCAUCGCCCUGGGCGAGAGCUGGUGACCCAGCUGAGCGCAGCGGUCGGAGGAUUGCAGCCUUGCUUUGGGCGUAUUUAUACGGAUAUCCUGCUGGGUUUGUUUGGUUGGAGCCCGACAUGGACGUCCCGGGGUGGAACGCCAGCGAUCUGUAUGCGGCGCGUGGUCCAGUCUCCACUGUUUGCGUUUCUGCCGCCUUCUCGCGGCCACUGAGUGUUUGAAAGACUUGUAGCUGGAGAACUAACUGGUCUUGUCAUCCAUAAAAGCACGUUUAAAAAACGUUCUUAGGGUAUCUGACUAUGUGAUCCACAAAAAAUACGUUAAAAACGACAGUCAUGCGAUAUAAGUGACUUGAGAUAGGCUACUCAAAUUCGCUUAAAAUGUUUUCCCCUCCCCUCUAUAAUAUUGAAUGAGGCUUUAAGAGCGUUUAAAUAGCAUUGGCUGCUGUAACAAUAGGUAGGCAAGCGUUCAGAUUUUCCUGCCACUGUCACUUCGACGUUUUAUGACUGUUGACAUGCUUUGUUCCGACUUAUUGAUGACUAAACGGAUCAUAACAUCGUGGCGUUUGAUUGCGUCUUACCUUCCAUCAAGGCAGCGUGUUCUGGCGUACGGUCGCUGUCAGCGACAGGAGAAUACUUCCUUUUAAGCGGAUUCAUCCUUCGGCUACCGUUUUCAGGAGAAGCUCUUGCAAAAAAGGUUUUUGAUGAUUGAGCCCAUCCGCAACAUGUGUGCCGCGUGUUUUGUGUGUUCAGUUGGCUUUUGCUGGUCGUGUUAUGCUCGUAAGUAUUGUUUCCUGUCUUUUGUUUGUGUUUUGCUCUGUUUUCUCGUUAUUUUGUGCAUACCUCGUUGCUCUGCCCUCCCGUUCCUAUGGUAUCAUUGAAGUACAAACUGUUGCGAUGCACUGUAAUAUGCCGUUAGCCUGUAAUUGAAUCAUGUGUGUAAUAUUAACGGGCAACGUGGCCUUUCAUCUGUUUGCUUGAAUGUUCGCAAGGGCUUUUCAACAUCCCGAAUGCUCUUCCCUCAAUGUUUUGGACCAAAUACACUUCUUGAUCUAUC